Penaeus chinensis is the source of this 3175-nucleotide messenger RNA. Its product is annotated as activin receptor type-2A-like. Lineage: Eukaryota; Metazoa; Arthropoda; Malacostraca; Decapoda; Penaeidae. Gene Ontology annotation, cellular component: activin receptor complex; plasma membrane. Gene Ontology annotation, molecular function: activin binding; activin receptor activity; ATP binding. Gene Ontology annotation, biological process: cellular response to growth factor stimulus; activin receptor signaling pathway; protein phosphorylation. The record is from RefSeq and is a predicted model, not a curated record. The transcript has 12 exons. The coding region runs from base 1 to 1551 and encodes 516 amino acids.
AUGUAUAAAAAUCCUGAAGCUGCAUGUCAUUCCUUCCCAGUAACACCUUUGCAUGAGGGAGUAAUACGACCUGAAGAUGUUCCCGUACAGACUACCUACUGUGAACAUUACAACCAUACUGUGUGUGACAAUUAUGGUGUUCCAGGUUGCUCAGGGAUAGAAACCUGCCCAAAAUGGCAAGAGCCUGAUAAGAAAAAUCAUUGUUUUGUCCUGUGGACAAACAGCUCAGAGGGAAAGGUGGAGAUUACAUUCAAAGGCUGUUGGUCAAAUGAUCAGAGCUGCACGGAUGAGUGUGUCAGCAAACAGGCAGUCAGCAGCUUAAAAGGAGAGAAAAACCACAUAUUUUGCUGUUGUAAUGGUAAUAGCUGUAAUCAGAACUUUUCUUGGGAACCUGCAGAGGAUGUCUCCACCACAAAACCUCCUGCAGUUGAAGUGGAUAAUAAAGAUGCAAUGGUUCAGACGGUGCUGUGGACGCUGGGCACACUCAUCACUCUUGUCGUCAUUGUUGCGUUGCUUUUCUACCUCUACCGGCGACGGAAGAUGGCCAACUUUUUGGAAAUUCCAACUGUUGAGUCAACUGCACUAGCUCCCCCUUCCCCACCCAUGGGUCUGAGACCUAUACAGCUGCGGGAGAUCAAAGCACGUGGGAGGUUUGGCGCAGUGUGGAAGGCACAACUUCAUUCAGAUAUUGUUGCUGUGAAAAUCUUUCCAGUACAGGAUAAACAGUCAUGGCAGGUUGAGAAAGAAGUGUAUUCACUCCCCCAAAUGUCCCAUGAAAACAUUUUGCAAUUCAUUGGAGCUGAAAAACGUGGGGACAACCUUCAGGCAGAGUAUUGGUUGAUCACAGCGUACCAUGAUCGAGGAUCUCUCUGUGACUAUCUGAAGGCAAACCUGGUAACCUGGACUGAACUCUGCAAAAUUGGAGAGUCUAUGGCAAGGGGCCUCAUGUAUGUACAUGAAGAGCAGCAAGCCACCAAGUGUGAAGCGCUGAAACCUUCUAUUGCCCAUCGAGACUUCAAGAGUAAAAAUGUACUUCUGAAGAAUGACCUCACAGCUUGCAUUGCUGACUUUGGCCUGGCGCUGGUCUUCCACCCUGGACAGCCAACUGGGGAUACUCAUGGACAAGUUGGAACAAGAAGGUACAUGGCGCCAGAGGUACUGGAAGGAGCAAUAAACUUCCAGCGUGAUGCCUUUCUACGUAUCGACAUGUAUGCUUGCGGUUUAGUGCUUUGGGAGAUUCUCUCAAGGUGCUCAAACCAAGAGGGUCCUGUGCCAGAAUACCAUCUGCCAUUUGAAGAAGAAGUUGGGCAGCACCCCACCUUAGAUGACAUGCAGGAGUGUGUUGUUGCUCAGAAAGCACGUCCUGCAAUUCGUGACUGUUGGCGAAAGAAUCCGGGCAUGAUGGCCUUAGUUGAUACCAUGGAGGAGUGCUGGGAUCAUGAUGCAGAGGCUCGUCUCUCGGCUUCUUGUGUUGUAGAGAGACUUGCUGUGUAUACCCGAAACCAGCACUUUUCCCCUACCUCAAAUCCACACAAGGAGUCAAGCAUAUAAGGCCAUUAUGUGGUGGCCACGUACCUGGACAAGUACCUGUGCUGUAACCGCCUAUUCUGGGUCCUGGUGCGGGACAGACCCCAGCCACCGCGUCCCACAGGCACCAGCUGUGUUGGGGGCCGAGUGUAUCAUGUAACUGCCUCAGUCCCCCCUCUCCCCCUUUUCCCAACUUUUAAUCUAUACACCACAGCCAUUAACUACAGUUGCAGCUUCUCUUGACUAAGCAAAGUCUAGCCAGUCUAAGAAGAUUGGUCUUUGGGGACUUAUCCUAGAGAAUGUACUCAUCCUUUGUGAGUACAUCAAGCUUGGUACUGGCGGGUGAGAGGCUGUGUGAGUCAGAUAUGUCUUCCUGUAACUGAUUAGUGCAAUAGUUUGAUAUCCUUGGCGGUGCUUCAGAUGCAUUUCCCCCCCUUCCCGUAUGAAAGAACUGACAUAAAAUAAAAAUGAAUUUUUCAAAGUCCAGUGUGUCCAACCAUCUCUUUUGUUUGGCUGGUUUGGUGUUGGGUGAGGGGGGAGACUGAGUGUGGUGCCAAAGGGGUCAACAGGGAAGUGCUCGGACUGCUAAGAAAGGCCACCUGAAAGGAAGGUAACUCAUGAGAACUUUCUCCCUGGCUGUUACAAUAUUCUCUGGGGCACUCGUCAUCAUCAUCAUCAAACAUCCUCGUGACUCGAAGCAUUUUAUUGUCUUAAUGUUAUAUAAUUCCAAACCAAGAGUUACAUGCAAGCAUCUACAUGUGAAAAAGAAGAAAAAGAAGAAUAGGCAUCUACAAGAUGGUAAUGGCAAGAUUUGGAGUUAGGUUUACUGAAAAAUUACUUUAAGUUAUGUAGAAAUGAAACAUAAAAAAGGAAAAAGAUAAAAAAGAAAAUAUUGCUCUAUUGAACAAUAGGAGACAGAGUAUGGAGCUGAAUAGCAGCUAACUUCUCAGGAAAAUGGAUGGAAUUCCAGUGUGUGUCGAAUGACCUUUUAGAAAAUGUUAUUGCUGUUUGCAUUCAACUUGCUGAAUUGAAGGAAACAAAAUAUUCUUAAUGGAUUGGCAGUAGCUGCCCACCUUGGGAAUGUUUGACCUCAGGAAUGCCCUUCCAAGAGUCCCUACUGCCAGAGUUAGUUCCUUGAGUUGAGUACCGACAAGGUGGGGUUUAUUGUACUAUGUAAGUACUUCUUGGGAAUGCUCCCAGUUUUAUGGUUCUGCAUUUUCUUAAUCUGAAUGUGUCUAGUUCUGUGCAUUGAAACUGUGGAGUGGAUGCUGUGUUAUGAUAGUAAUAUUUACAGUUUGUUGGCAUAUGUUCUUUAAAAAACAAAAAAAUAAAAAAUAAAAAAAAAAUCAUAAAAAUCAUAAAAAAAUAAGACUUGGUUUUUAGAGCUAAGAUCAGCAUACUUUGCAUCCAGCCAUUCAAUUUUGCAGCUCAUAGUGCAGCUUCAAGCUCAACUCAGUAACUCAGGCAUAAAAAUUAUGGUUGUGCCCUCCUGGCAAGUGUUUGAGUGUGUGGAAAAAGGGUUUGGGUUUGUCAGUCAACCAAUAAGGACACAUUUUGGGCAUCCAUUUUUGGAAAUGCAAAAACAAGAUAAGUAAAAGCUAUAUUGGCCUAAGAGCCUAUGAAUAAUGCCAUUCAAACAAAGAGAAAA